Molecule: messenger RNA, 1815 nt
Organism: Hydra vulgaris (swiftwater hydra)
Lineage: Eukaryota; Metazoa; Cnidaria; Hydrozoa; Anthoathecata; Hydridae
Cellular component (GO): nucleus
Molecular function (GO): DNA binding
Source: RefSeq, a predicted model, not a curated record
AUGCGAACUUACAAGAGAAAAACUGAAAAAGGACUUUAUCCAAAAGAAGUAGUAAUAGAGGCAGCAAGCCACGUUAUUGAUGGAAGAGUAACAUCAGUUCGUGCAUCAGCAAAAAAGUUUGGAAUCCACUACUCGACUCUUUCUCGUUAUAUAAAAAAAGUUAAAAAAGCUGUUGAUAUGGGAAUGCCACUACCUUAUCCUGGAUAUAAAAAGAAUCAAGUUUUUACUUAUGAACAAGAAAUAGCUAUUGCUUCAUAUAUAUCAAUAUGUUCUGAUAUCUAUUUUGGAUUAUCACCAUAUGAAACAAGAAAGCUUGCAUUUGAAUGUGCAGUAAAGUAUGGUAUUAUUUUUCCCAAAUCGUGGUUAAAACAUUCCAUGGCUGGUCCUGAUUGGAUGAGAGGGUUUUUAAACCGACAUCCAAGAUUGUCUAUCAGAACUCCAGAAGCAACAAGUCUUGCACGAGCAACUAGCUUUAAUCGUGCUAAUGUAGGUGUUUUUUUUCAAAAAUUAUCAGAUGUUUUAGAUAGGCAUCAUUUUUCUGCAUCAAAUAUCUUUAAUGUUGAUGAGACUGGUAUCACCACUGUGCAAAAACCAAACAAAAUAAUUGCUCGUAAAGGCAUUAAGCAAGUGGGUGCAUUAACUUCUCAAGAGCGAGGGACAUUAGUGACAAUGGUAAUAGCCGUAAAUGCAUAUGGCAAUAGUGUGCCUCCAAUGUUUCUUUUUCCAAGAAAGAAAUUCUUUGAUCACUUUAUUCGUGAUGGGCCAAAUGGCUGCAUUGGUGCUUCGAAUGGAUCAGGCUGGAUGAAUGAGGAGUGCUUUAUUACUUACAUAAACCACUUUAUUCGACAUGUAAAGCCAUCAAAAGAAAGCCCUGUGUUAUUACUUUUAGACAAUCAUCAAUCUCAUUUAUCUAUUCAAUUAAUAACAUUGUGUAAAGAUAAUGGUAUAGUUUUGCUUUCUUUCCCUCCUCAUUGUUCGCAUAAGUUGCAACCUCUAGAUAGAUCUGUAUUCGGACCAUUUAAAAAAUGCUUAGCUAAUGCACAAGACUCAUGGAUAAAAAGUAGUCCAGGGAAAACAAUGAGUAUAUAUGAUUUACCAGGAAUUGCAAAAAUAGCAUUACAACAUUCUCUUACACAACAAAAUAUAUCUUCUGGUUUUAGAGUGGCAGGAAUAUUGCCAUAUAAUAAGGAUAUAUUUUCAGAUGCAGAUUUUGCUCCAUCAUUUGUUACGGAUCGUCCAGCAACCCAAUCUAAUGCAGCUAUUGAUAUUAGUAUAUCAACUUCAACCUCAGAUGCAAUUCCAUCUGCAGUUUCAAAAUUUUCCCCUGAGGUUGUAAGACCGCUACCAAAAGCACGACCCAGGAAAGAAAUACUCACUAGAUCAAAGAGAAAGCAUACAGAAGUACUCACAGAUACACCAGUAAAACAGCGUCUUAUGGCUGAAAAAGAAAUUAGUUCUAGAAAGCGAAAAUCUGCUAGUACUUCUGCAUCAAAAAAAAAAACAAUAAAAAAAUUAUACUCAAGUAAGAAAUUAAUUGAUGAAUUAAAUAUAUCUCUUCAGAAUAAAAAUAGACUUUCCGAAUCAAGUUCUGCUAUACUUAAUUUAACUAAUGUUAUUUUGGAUGAAGCAACAAAUGAAUUACUCACCCUAGGUUCAAAGUUUGUACCAUUACAGAAGAAAAUCCCCUAUAUUGAUAUUAUAACAAAUGUUAAAAUGUGCGCUUUGCGACUUGAAAAACAGAAUAAAUCAACACAGGCAGAAUCUAAUUUACAUCUUCAAAGAUGUAUUGGUGCUUUACGCCGAGAUAACGCCUAG